AUGUCCGAGGGGGCGAUCCAGUCGAGACUGGAGGCCGAGUUGGCACAUUUCGGUUCGAUACCAUGGUGCUCCGAGAUAUUACGAUCCACGCCAAAUAUAGUGGUUGGCCUCGGGCAUGGGAUCCGGGCAGCAAACGACGGCAAGUCCUCGCCCUUCUUCUCGGAAACCGUCAACACCCCAUCAACAAUUCCGGCGUUCAUCCACUUCUACUCGUGGCCCCCACCGCCCGGCCCCUCCUCCCCGGCGGGCCAGCAGCAGCAGCAACAGCAGCAACUCGCGGGCGGCGGCCCCCUCCCGAUCCGCGAGGUCAGGGCGCUACUAAGCCUCGCGGGCGGCGUGGACGGGCACGAGGGCGUGUGCCACGGCGGGGUGGUCUGCUCGAUCCUAGACGAGGCCAUCGGGCUACUCGCGCUCGUCAACAAGAAGGUCGGUGGCCUCCCGGAGCUGCCGCUCGUCACGGGCCACCUCAACGUGCGCUUCAGGCGGCCGGUGCGCACCGGCCGCGCCGUGCUGGCCACGUCGCGCGUCAAGGCCGACGGCGGCGGCGGCGGCGCGGGCAGGUACGCAUGCGAGGGCAUCCUGCAGGACGAGCAGGGGACCGUGCUGGCCGUCGGCGAGGCGCUGUUUGUGCAGCUGCAGCAGAUCAAGCUGUGA
Messenger RNA from Gaeumannomyces tritici R3-111a-1, 654 nucleotides. RefSeq lists its product as hypothetical. The coding region runs from base 1 to 654 and encodes 217 amino acids. Lineage: Eukaryota; Fungi; Ascomycota; Sordariomycetes; Magnaporthales; Magnaporthaceae. The transcript has a single exon. The record is from RefSeq and is a predicted model, not a curated record.